AAGUGCAGAGGAAAGAGGUGUGUCUGUGAGCAAAUCUCCCAAAAUUGGUGGGCCAAGCCGUGUUCAACCCAGACCCUUCACUGCUGACAAAGCGUUAUCUGAUGAGGAUGUGGAAGCAGCUAUUGCCGUUUUGAGACACUUUGCUGAUGAAGACACCAUCCGUGACAAGAUGAAAGCUACCUUCAUUUAUCGUCAGUCAAUGGUCAGCAAUGAGAAGAGAGCAGGGGAUGUGUUCUCAGUCUUCCCGAGAUUUCUAGACACACCUGGACUGAUAGAACAAGAUUUCAGACUGCUGUUUGGGGAGGCCACAGCCAACAAAUUCCUGGAAAAGUGGGCCACUAAUCUGAAAACAAAAGUGAAAACAGAAAGCCAUGGACUGGUACCGACCAGAGAGGUCUUGGAUUUAACGCGCAAUGCUGAGUCAACUGCUGAAAUUGAGAAUGGCUGGGACAGUGACAUGUCUGCUAUAUUGCUGCUCCUCCAUCUCCUACCACCAUCUGCACAGGGAAGGAAGAGGCCGGGGAAGGUGUCGGCAUGUCAGGCUGUGGAACACCUCAUCAGAUUCAUAAAAGCUGGAACCAGUGUACAGCAGCACCUGGAUAACAUCAGCCAAAGCAGCCAGCCCUACCUCCUCGCUCAGGGUCCUGCAAGAAGCAGCAUUCACACCUUCUUUAUUGUGAUUGACAAGUAUGCGCUUCCAUGUAAGGCAACAGGUUCAGUGGGAGCCCUAGACGAACUCUUUAAGGCCCAUUACGUCUUUGGUACCUCUUACAGCUCUUCCUUGGCCAACUUUUUCACUUUUCUCCAAACAACCAUUUACAACAUUGAUGUUGGGGAAACAAAGGAAACUCCCAGAGUUGCAGAGCUGCGGGCAAGAAUGGUGCGUUAGUGUCAACUAAUGAAGUGUUUUCUUUGCAAAAGUGACCAUGGGAGGCCAAACAGCCUUAUAAAGCACCUUAAGGUAAUUCAUGGUCUCUGCACUGGCCGGACUCUUCAUCUUAAAUGUGGCCAAGUUGGAUGUUCAUGUUCUUUUGGUAGCUUUUCAGGCUUUAGAAAGCAUCUGAACAAGUGCCAUGUAAGUGGUUCAUUUGAUUCUGUAGAAGAAAGUGAUUUUUCACCACACCAAAGUGUUGAGUGUAAUGCGACUGAUGUUGAUGUGUCGUCUGAACAUUUGGAGGGACAGUCCACCUUAACUUCAGCCCACCUUGUAAAUAGUUGUGCAGCAGUAAUUUCUGAUUUAAAGGCAGCAGGUGUAAGCCAAAGUGUAGUGAACUCUGUUGUGAUGUCCAUGGAAGAGAUUGUUCAAGAUAUCCAGCAGCAUGCCAAAGAAACUGUCAUUAAGCAUGUAUUUGGUGAUGAAAGAGAAACUGAAAUGUGCAAGAAAGUUGAAGCAUGUUUUGAGGAGUUAGAGAAUCCUUUCACAGUUCUUAAUUCAGAAUACAAACGAUCAAAAUUUUUAUCAGGCAAGUGGGAAACAGUGGAACCCAUUGAAUGUGUAAUUGGCUCAAGAUUUGACACAAGGAGAAAUAAAAAGACUGGAACAUAUGAUCAGACAGUCGUUCAAGAUAAAUUCAUGUAUGUUCCCAUUUUAUCUACAUUGGAGUCAAUAUUUAAAAGUCAGUAUGUUGCAGAAAUGUUGAAAAGCUCAGACACUGAUGACUCAAGACUCAGAGAUAUUCAUGAUGGAUCUUUUUUUAAGACUCACCCUCUGUUUUCAACUGAAAAGCACACUGUGCAGAUCCAAAUGUUCUAUGAUGACUUUGAGGUAGCAAAUCCCCUCGGUUCCAAGCGAGGUAUUCAUAAAUUGGGUGCAAUAUAUUUUACCUUAAGGAACUUCUCUCCAAAAUGGAAUUCUCUCUUGGCCAACAUACACCUGUGUGCCUUAUUUCAUGCACAAGAUCUUAAACGGUACAGUUUUAGUGAAAUUCUUGCUCCUGUUGUUCGAGAUAUUAAAGUUUUAGAGAAUGAUGGUAUUGAGAUUCCACUAUAUGGUGGUCGUGUUCGUGGCAGUGUGGUACAGGUUACUGGUGAUAAUUUAGGCUUACAUAGCUUGUUUGGUCUGGUCGAGUCCUUCAGUGCAAGGUACUGUUGCAGAUUUUGUUUAACUGAAAAA
Messenger RNA from Limanda limanda (common dab), 2113 nucleotides. RefSeq lists its product as uncharacterized. The transcript has 5 exons. The coding region runs from base 170 to 889 and encodes 239 amino acids. The record is from RefSeq and is a predicted model, not a curated record. Lineage: Eukaryota; Metazoa; Chordata; Actinopteri; Pleuronectiformes; Pleuronectidae.